Molecule: messenger RNA, 4447 nt
Organism: Zophobas morio
Lineage: Eukaryota; Metazoa; Arthropoda; Insecta; Coleoptera; Tenebrionidae
Product: probable multidrug resistance-associated protein lethal(2)03659
Exons: 10
Coding region: 190-4299 (1369 amino acids)
Biological process (GO): transmembrane transport
Cellular component (GO): membrane
Molecular function (GO): ATP binding; ABC-type transporter activity; ATP hydrolysis activity
Source: RefSeq, a predicted model, not a curated record
CUUCGGUUGUGUACGUUUGCGUGUGUCAUCCUUGAAUUUUAGUGCGGGAAAUAAAAUCGUAUACAUAAGAACAACAAAGUGAUUCCUUUGAGUUAUAUAAUUUUAAUGCCUUGUCUGCUAUAAAUUCACGACUUGGAUACGUUUCUGCAUGAGGCAGGGGGGUUUUAAAAGUAUUCGUUUAAUUGGGUUAUGGACUCAGGUCUAAAACAAAGCAGGAAACCAAAUCCGAGAGAAAAUGCUUUCCCUUUAUCAGCUGCUACCUUCUGGUACACGAUACCGACUUUCAUUCAGGGCUUCAAGCGUGACUUAGAAGAGUCGGACUUGACUGAUACCUUACCGGAACAUAAGUCAAGUAAAUUGGGAAACAAAAUGGAAAAAGCUUGGAAAGCAGAAGAAAUAAGAGCCGCGAAGGCUAGAAGUAAACCGUCGUUACAAAGAGUACUUUUUAAAGUUUUUGGUUUUGAGUUUGUUUUUUAUGGUAUUGUUUUAGCCUUGAGUGAAGCUAUAAGAUUGAACCAGCCAUUAUUUUUGGGAAAUCUUCUUGCACACUUUACUCCCAAGAGAAAUAAUACUUUUCUCACCUCUGGUUUUCAGAACGGUAUGACGCAAGAGAUAACCGAUGGAUUCUCACAAAAUCAAACUAAGGAAGUUGCUCAGCCGUUAGCUCUAGGACAAUUACUUAAAUUUUACCAACCAGGCAAUACCGAAAUUUCACAAACUGAUGCCUACUGGUAUGCUGCCGGAGUCGUUUUAUGUUCCUUGGUGAAUAUAGCUUUUACCCAUCCUUACAUGAUGGGUGUACAACACCUCGGAAUGAAGAUGAGAAUAGGAUGUUGUUCACUUAUCUACCGAAAAUCUUUGAAAUUAAGCAAAACCGCAUUGGGACAUACAACCGCUGGUCAAGUUGUUAAUUUAUUGUCCAACGACGUCAAUAGAUUUGAUGUAGCUUUAAUCUUUGCUCACCAGUUGUGGGUAGGACCAGUUGAAACCGUCGUGUGUACUUAUUUAAUGUACUUACAAGUUGGAUAUUCUGCCGUUAUCGGUGUUGGGUUCCUUCUCAUGUUCAUACCUUUACAAAUAUUUUUGGGGAAAACGAUUUCCGUUUUUCGCCUACGAACUGCCUUAAGGACCGAUGAGAGAGUUAGACUGAUGAACGAAAUCAUAUCCGGGAUUCAGGUUAUUAAGAUGUAUGCGUGGGAAAAACCAUUCGCUAAGCUAGUGUCACUUGCCAGACGAUACGAAAUUAAAUCCAUUCGAAUAUCCUCUUACAUGCGCGGUAUUACUCUCUCCUUCAUUAUGUUUACCACCAGAAUGUCAGUUUUUGCAAGCAUCUUAGCGUAUGUACUUUUCGGCUAUGGAAUUACCGCAGAGAAAGUGUUUGUUUUGACAUCAUUUUACAAUAUUUUACGGCAAACAAUGACGGUAUUUUUCCCACAAGGGAUUGCUCAAAUCGCAGAAGCGAGAGUCUCGAUAGGUCGCCUGAACAAAUUUAUGCUUUAUGAUGAAACGCAGAUAGCAAAAGAACUGAAAAAAGAUCAACAAGAAAAAUCAAAAAAAGGUGACAACACGAUUACUAAUGGAAUAAGCACAACCCCGGUUGGUGAGAUCGGGAUAUUCAUGAAAAAAGCAACUGCAAAAUGGAGCGAAGGGUCGACUGAAAAUACUUUGAAUAACAUUGAUUUGACAGCUACCCCUGGAAAACUGGUAGCUGUAAUCGGACCCGUUGGAAGCGGAAAGAGUAGUUUAUUUCAUGCUAUUUUAAAAGAGCUGACUUUAUCCGAAGGUAGCCUUAGCGUAAACGGUACUAUCAGCUAUGCUUCGCAAGAGCCUUGGCUCUUUGCCGGAACUGUCAGACAGAACAUUUUGUUUGGUCGCCCCAUGGAUAAAAUGAGAUAUAAAACUGUGAUAAAGAAAUGUGCUUUAGAACGGGAUUUCACUUUGUUGCCUUAUGGAGAUAAAACAAUUGUGGGUGACAGAGGAGUCUCUCUUAGUGGAGGACAAAGAGCUAGAAUUAAUCUUGCGAGAGCGGUCUAUAAACAAGCAGAUAUUUACUUAUUAGACGAUCCAUUAUCUGCUGUUGAUACUCACGUUGGAAAACAAUUAUUUGAAAACUGUAUUGCUGGAUACUUGAAAAACAAAACCGUCAUUUUAAUUACUCAUCAACUUCAAUAUUUGAAAGAAGUAGACCAUAUUAUGUACUUAGAUAAUGGAAGCGCAAAGGCUCAAGGUAGCUUUAAAGAACUGCAGGCAUCAGGUUUAGAUUUCACUAAAUUACUUGGAGAAACUUCUCAAGAAGAUGAAGAAGAGAAAAAGCAAGAAGAAUUAAUUAGGCAAGGAUCGAUUAGGAGUAUCGAGUCGGUGGAAGGGGAAGCCCCGAAACAAGUAGAAGAACAGAGAAGUAGUGGAUCUGUGGGAGCUCACGUGUAUUUCGGUUACUUUAAAGCUGGAGGAAAUUGCUGUGUUAUUUUUAUCCUAUUUGCCUUAUUCAUUCUGACUCAGAUUUUUGCAAGCUUGUCAGAUUACUUCAUUACAUAUUGGGUGAAUUUGGAACAAGAAGACGCGGAAAAUGCUCAAAUGGAACAAACAACUCUUUUAGAUUCGGACGUAAUGAAUUUUACAAAACUUGACGUCACUGUGCGAGCCAACGAUACCGAUACUGAUUUUUGGCAUUUUUCACGUCAGACGUCUAUUAUUAUUUAUUCCGUUAUUAUAGGCGCACUGAUUAUAAUAACACUAGUACGGUCUAUUACGUUCUUCUCUGUUUGUAUGAGAGCAUCCACAAGACUGCAUGACAAUAUGUUUGCGAGUAUAACUCGUGCCACAAUGAGAUUUUUCAACACGAAUAGUGCAGGAAGAAUUCUUAAUCGAUUUUCAAAAGACAUGGGUUCGAUUGACGAACUUUUAACUUCAGCAAUGAUAGACUGUUUACAAAUUGGCCUUGCACUUCUUGGAAUUAUAAUUGUUGUAGCUAUAGUUAGUCCGUGGUUAAUGAUACCGACAGUAAUUGCUGGAAUCAUAUUUUAUUUUUUGAGAAUCUUUUAUAUACGCACUAGCAGGAACGUUAAAAGACUGGAAGGAAUUACCAGAAGUCCCGUUUUUUCACAUUUAAACGCUUCGUUGCAAGGACUAACAACCAUCAGGGCCUUUGGUGCUGAGGAAAUUUUAGAAAAAGAGUUUGACAAUCAUCAAGACUUACACAGUUCUGCUUGGUUUAGUUUCAUUUCUACGUCAAGAGCCUUUGGAUAUUCUCUGGAUAUCGUUUGCAUGAUUUACAUAACAUUGGUGACUUUCAGUUUUUUGGUGAUAGGAAAUGAACAAUUUGGAGGAAAUGUGGGUCUUGCCAUCACCCAAGCUAUCGGUUUAACCGGAAUGUUCCAAUGGGGUAUGCGUCAGUCUACAGAACUUGAAAAUCAAAUGACUUCAGUCGAAAGAGUGUUAGAAUACAACAACAUAGAACACGAAGGCAGUUUGGAGUCGAUUCCUGACAAGAAACCGCCUCCUUCCUGGCCGAGCGAAGGCAAAAUCGAAUUCGUUAACAUAUUUUUGCGUUACUUUCUCCAAGAUCCACCCGUUUUGAAAAAUUUAAGUUUUACUAUCCUACCACAAGAGAAAGUUGGUAUUGUCGGCCGCACUGGAGCUGGAAAGUCAUCCUUAAUCAAUGCCAUUUUCCAACUGACGGAAACAGAUGGAGCUAUUUUAAUUGAUGGAAUAAAUAUCACUGAAAUAGGAUUACAUGAUUUGAGGUCAAAUAUUUCUAUCAUUCCCCAAGAACCUGUACUUUUCUCUGGAACAAUGAGGAAAAAUCUAGAUCCAUUUGAUGACUAUUCUGAUGCAGAUUUAUGGAAGGCUUUGGAAGAUGUAGAGUUGAAAGAUGCUGUGGCAGAUUUAGCAGCUGGUUUAAAUUCGAAAAUGUCAGAAGGUGGAUCUAACUUUAGUGUGGGUCAAAGACAACUCGUUUGUUUGGCAAGAGCUAUAUUGCGCAACAAUAAGAUUCUUGUUUUGGAUGAAGCUACAGCAAAUAUUGAUCCUCAAACAGAUGCUCUUAUUCAAACCACGAUUAGGAAUAAGUUUUCGGAUUGUACUGUACUUACGAUUGCGCACAGAUUGCACACAGUUAUGGACUCUGAUAAAAUAUUGGUUAUGGAUGCUGGUACUAUGAAAGAGUUUGGCCAUGCUUAUAAUUUGUUGCAAGAUACAGAUGGUAUUCUCUAUGGUAUGGUACAACAAACGGGAAAAGCUAUGUCCGAAACAUUGUACAAUGUUGCCAAAGAAAGUUUUAAUAAACUACAACAGACAUAAAAAAAAUACGAAGUUGCCUAAUGAAAUUUAGUGAGAAAUUGAGUCAGGGUUUAUCAAUCUAUGUAAAGCUUAUAAAAUUAUACUUUAAUAUUUUUGUAUUUCUUACAUUAAACUUAUUUAUUUAUCUGAAUACAUUGCUGUUGUAAAA